AUGACCGUCAGGCGACUUCUAUUGGCGCUUGAUUUCUUGCACGCUGAGGCCGAGGUUAUCCAUACUGAUCUAAAGACCGACAAUCUGAUGCUCAGCCUAGAGGAUAGCUCCAUGCUGGCAGAUUUUGCAACAGCGGAAUCCAAAAACCCAAGCCCCCGGAAGUUAAUUGACCAGUCACGUAUUAUUUAUAGCAGUCGAAAAUUUCGCAGGCCCACAGGAGGCAGAAACUACGGUCUCCCAGUCCUAUGCGACUUUGGUGAGGCAAGGAUUGGCAAAACGCAGGAGUCAGGACCUUUCGUCCAACCACAUAUAUACAGAGCGCCAGAGGUUAUUUUUGAAAUGCCUUGGGGAAGCGCUAUUGAUAUCUGGAACCUUGCAGGCCUCAUUUGGGACCUGUUCGAAGGGCAGCAUCUGUUUGGAGAUGUCUUUGAUUCCAGAGGCGGCCAUGAUCCGUUUAAGCAUCUGGCCCUCAUGGUAGCCUUGAUUGGAACACCGCCGACCGAAUUCGUGGGGCGUAGUGAGACGACGGAGCAGUGCUUUGACUUGAGUGGUGGCUGGAUUGCUCACCAUGAAGCGGCUAUACCCUCUGUUUCACUUGAGGCCCUGGAAAACCGGCUUAGUGGCGAGGAGAAAGAGCUAUUUUUGGCAUUCAUUAUGUCGAUGUUGAAAUGGAUGCCAGAGGAACGCAAGACAGCCAAACAGCUGCUUGAACAUCCGUUCUUGCUCUAG
Aspergillus thermomutatus is the source of this 729-nucleotide messenger RNA. RefSeq lists its product as uncharacterized. Gene Ontology annotation, biological process: protein phosphorylation. Gene Ontology annotation, molecular function: ATP binding; protein kinase activity. The record is from RefSeq and is a predicted model, not a curated record. The coding region runs from base 1 to 729 and encodes 242 amino acids. The transcript is spliced from 4 exons. NCBI's taxonomy places the organism in Eukaryota, Fungi, Ascomycota, Eurotiomycetes, Eurotiales, Aspergillaceae.